CAACCACAUCCACUCAAGACAUCCAAGCAGCGGCACUCGGCAGCACCCAGCUGUCUGCAGUACGACGAGUGCUUCCUUCACACUCUUGCGAGCGCCGCUGCUGCGAGGCGUCGUGUCCUCGCCGAGGACCUGCCUGCGCACGGCCAGCCGCCUCGCCGCUAGCAUGCCGCCGUGCUGGCUGAUGAAGGCCGAGCCCGACUCGCGCAUCGACCCGCGCACCGGCGUCGACGUCAAGUUCGGCCUCGACGACUUUCGCGCGUCGAAGGACCAGACGACGAGCUGGGAGGGCGUGCGCAAUGCCGAGGCGGGCAAGCACAUGCGUGAGCGCAUGAAGCUCGGCGACCGCGUGCUCUUCUACGCCUCCAACACAAAGGUGCCCGGCGUCUCUGCGCUUGCCAAGAUCGUCAAGGAGGGCUAUCCAGACCACUCGGCCUGGGAUCCGAAGCAUCCCUACUACGACGCCAAGUCCUCGGCCGACGCUCCGCGCUGGUUCAUGGUCGAUGUGCAGUUCGUCUCGGAGCUGCCGCACUUUGUGCCGCUUGCUCUGCUGCAAGACAUCGCCGCGCUUCCGGCGAAAGACGCCCGGCGUAACGACAUAGACUACCUCUCCGACGCCCACCUCGAGGCCCUCAAGACGAUGCAGCUGCUGACGCGCGGCCGGCUGAGUGUGCAACCCGUGGAGCAGACGGCCUACGACGCCGUCGAGCUGCUGGGCACGCGCGGCGGCUGGACGCAGUGGGUGGGCAAGUGGAACGCCGGCAAGGGCAAGGGCAAGGCCACCAAGAGCGUCAAGGCGGAGGAGGACGAGGGCGAGAGCGCCCCGGCGCCAAAGCGGCGCAAGGCCGCCGAGAGCGAGCAGAAGCCUGCCAUCGUCAAGCGGGAGCCCGCUGCGCCGAGAUCAAAGGCGCCUGGCAAGCCUGCCGCAAACGAGACAGCCACGUCCAGCGGCUUGCGCCGGUCAUCACGCAAUGCGAGCAAGUGACAGGUGUGACAUUAGAUGCGGAGAGUUCGGGAGGAAGCAGCAGCUCAAGGCACCCUUGGCGGCAUCACCGGCUGCGCCUGUGGGCGCCACACCUCACCGGGCGGCGCAUUGCGCGCCAGCGCCACGUACGCGAGGCGCAGCUCGUCCCAGAGCAUGGCGUCGCGCUCCUGCUCGC
This is a messenger RNA of Tilletiopsis washingtonensis, 1157 nucleotides long. RefSeq names its product DUF55-domain-containing protein. NCBI's taxonomy places the organism in Eukaryota, Fungi, Basidiomycota, Exobasidiomycetes, Entylomatales. The transcript is spliced from 7 exons. Bases 164 to 982 code for a protein of 272 amino acids. Gene Ontology annotation, cellular component: nucleus. The record is from RefSeq and is a predicted model, not a curated record.